GGUUUGUAUGUCUUGUUUACUGGAAUACGAUAUGGCGAGUCGUCUCUAAAGACUGGAGGAGGAAAGAAUUUCAUCAAUAUCAAGAAGACGAGAAUAGGGGAGGCUGCGCUCGGAUUCAGUGAAAACACAAUAAAUGAAAGGUAUCAACUAAAAAUGCUUUGAGCAACUGUCAAGAUGAGCGUACACGACAAGCCGCAAUCCCAGACGGGUUCAAGAGGAAAGCAGAUGCCGGAAAGCCAUAGACCUUCCCAAUCUGUACAGGGAGCCCAGGACGAUCCCGACGACCCUGGGAAGCCCGUCAGUCAGGCGGGGUCUCAGCGAGGGUCACAACCAGGAACGCAACCAGGGACAGCCGCAUCGAAACAACGGGACAGGGGAGGGAGGAGGAGACCUCAGCAGGGGAAUGAAUUGGCUGGUAUGACAGUCGAAAGGCAACAAAAAUACCUGGAAACAACACCAUUUACUGAAAAUGAAUUGAGGGCACUACUUUUAAAACAGUACACGGUAUAUGACAAAUCAAAAGGGCAGGACGGCAUACCGAUAGACAAGUUCCUAAACAUACCGGACUUUAACGGGCACCCAUUUAUAGCAAGGAUAACGGAACUUUACAAGAGGGAUCCAAGGGAUGUGAUUAUGCCUGAGGAAUUCUUAAAUAUCUGCUCAAUACUUUGUUCUAAGCAGGAAAUAGAAAAGAAAAGACGAUUGGCCUUCAAAGUGUUCGACGUUCACGAAUUAAACUACCUUCAACAUGAUGAAGUCUUCCGCAUGUACAAGAUGUUGUUCAGUGGCGCCAUACCAGACGAUUCGAUAGUCGACUUGGUGUUCAAACUCUUAGAGAGGGAGGGGUUAGAAACAAGUGGAAAAAUUACUUAUGACGACUUUUCGAAGCUUGUUCCCGAUUCGGAAAUCAAUACAAGGUUCACAGUGGAUAUUCAAAUCAGGAAGUGAAAAUUCAAAGCGACUUUCGAACAAGGGAGUAGGAGGCACAGUGAUUUAUUGAUCAACAUUGUCCUUCACUCCGUCCACCAUCUGUGCAGUGUGUGAUGUGGAUAAUGACAAGUAAAUGCUUUUGCUUUUACUUCCUGUACAAAAAAUGAAGUAAAAGCAUUUACUCGUGUUUAUUGGUAAAAACUACCUCUGCAGUUACAGCAUUGGAGAUAUUAUGUGGUACCUGCACAAUACAGCCAGGGCAAUUGACAUUUAUAUCUAUAGGUUUAUUUUAUUCUUUAUUGAGUUUUUUCUCCGCUAUUUUUUAGAAAAAAAUAAACUAUUUUUGAAAAUGA
This is a messenger RNA of Lineus longissimus, 1283 nucleotides long. RefSeq lists its product as uncharacterized. Bases 175 to 948 code for a protein of 257 amino acids. Gene Ontology annotation, biological process: calcineurin-mediated signaling; protein dephosphorylation. NCBI's taxonomy places the organism in Eukaryota, Metazoa, Nemertea, Pilidiophora, Heteronemertea, Lineidae. Gene Ontology annotation, cellular component: calcineurin complex. The transcript has 6 exons. The record is from RefSeq and is a predicted model, not a curated record. Gene Ontology annotation, molecular function: calcium ion binding; calcium-dependent protein serine/threonine phosphatase regulator activity; phosphatase binding.